Messenger RNA from Fusarium tjaetaba, 972 nucleotides. Its product is annotated as nucleoside-diphosphate-sugar epimerase. The record is from RefSeq and is a predicted model, not a curated record. The transcript is spliced from 5 exons. Lineage: Eukaryota; Fungi; Ascomycota; Sordariomycetes; Hypocreales; Nectriaceae. The coding region runs from base 1 to 972 and encodes 323 amino acids.
AUGGCACCCAAAAUUUUGCUUACUGGAGUCACUGGUUUCGUUGGAGGUACUGCCUUUUCCAAAAUACACGAUGCCCACCCGAAUUAUGACUAUACCCUGUAUAUCCGUAGCGAAGAUCGUGCAAAUAUCAUCUCGAAGAAGUAUCCCAAUGUCAAAUUCGUGUAUGGGGACCUCGCGAGCACCGAUGUGAUUGAGAAGGCGGCGUCUGAAGCUGACGUGGUUGUUCACACCGCAGAAUCUGCAGACUCGCUCCCAGCGGCAAAAGCAAUUGAAAGAGGGCUUACCUCUGGUCAUUCAAAGGAAAAUCCGGGAUACUACAUCCAUCUUUCGGGAGCAGGUAUCCUGACCUGGUAUGAUCUCAAGAAUCAACGCUGCGGUAUGCCACCUCUACCAGAGCAGAGCUACCAUGACAUCAACGACAUUGAUCGUAUUUUAAACCUACCCAAUGAAGCGAUCCACAAGGAUGUUGACAAUGCUGUCCAGAGUAUUGACUCAGUUCCUCAUUGCUUGGCUCGAGCAACAUUUGAACUUGGCUACACACCUUUCGUUGGAGCUGGACAGGCAAAAUGGGACUACGUUCAUGUAGAGGACCUCGCAGAAUUUUUCAACAAAGCUAUCGAAGCAACCCAGGAUUCCUCCAUGAGAGAAGACCCUGAAGUAUGGGGCAAGAAAGGGUACUACUUUGUCAGUGGCGGUGAACACCAAUGGAAAGACCUCGCAGCCUGGGUUGCCGACGAGGUUCAUCGUCAAGGAUAUAUACCCGAGUCUAGGACUCAGUCCGUUACAUUUGAAGAUGUGAUAAAAAAUGGGUACAAGGCUGGAAUUGCGUGGGCCAUCAACUCGAGAGGAGAAUCGGAGAGAGCGAGGAAGUUUCUGGGAUGGGAGCCCAAGGCACCGUCUCUCAAAGACACAGUUUCUGAUUCUGUGACUUGGAAAGCUGAGGUUCUCGGUCUGAAACCUAAGUACAAAUGA